Molecule: messenger RNA, 2153 nt
Organism: Coregonus clupeaformis (lake whitefish)
Lineage: Eukaryota; Metazoa; Chordata; Actinopteri; Salmoniformes; Salmonidae
Product: Krueppel-like factor 11
Exons: 4
Coding region: 127-1665 (512 amino acids)
Biological process (GO): regulation of transcription by RNA polymerase II
Molecular function (GO): DNA-binding transcription factor activity, RNA polymerase II-specific; RNA polymerase II cis-regulatory region sequence-specific DNA binding
Source: RefSeq, a predicted model, not a curated record
CACAGCUGAGAGAGGACGUAGUGAAAAAGAAUUGAACAGUCAGUCUCUACUGAUCGGGCGGAGUGGCACCGCUUCUUUUGUUCCAUAUCCGGUUGACACUAAACUGAAUUCAAAUAUACCUAAACAAUGCCGUCACGAAAAUGUUCAGAAAUUGAAGUCUCAUAUGGGGCGAAUGGGAUAGUGAUGGACUAUUGCGGCUCCUAUCUGAAGAGGCAGAGGCACGACAGUGAGCAGUCGUCCCCAGGCUGCAGCCUGGAGUACACAGACCUAGAGGCUGCAGAGGCUCUGGUCUGCAUGAGCUCUUGGGGCCAACACCGCCCCAACCCCUGCAAACCCAGACCCCUUACACCUGCCUCGGACUCCUGCGACUCCCUCUUGCCUCCGGACCCACCGGAGCCCCCCAAGGACUUUGUCUCGCUCUCCUCCCUGUGUAUGACACCCCCUCACAGCCCCAGCUUUGCUGAAACCUCCACCAGCACUGCCAUCCACACCAGCACCUCUCCUCUGAGCCGGCCCAGCUCCAGCCUCUCUGUAAGGGUCUGUGGGGUCCCACGAUCGCCCAUGGCCUCCAUUGCCGAGUCCCCAACCACCGGAAAGACCCCACCACCGGCACCCUGCCGAGCCAUGGUAACCAGCGUCAUCCGCCACACCGCAGACACACACCCCUGCGAGCAAAUUCCAGCACCGCCCACAGAGCAACAGAGGGUCUCAGAGCUGGUGGUCCAUCAACAGCACACAGUAAAGACUGAACAGAAGAGCAAACCUCCAUCUGCCCCCUUCACACCCAACCUCGCCCUCCUCUCUUCCUGUAGGGAACAGCCAGUCAUGACUGAGAAGGAAGAGGUAAAGGUUAUCCACUGUAAGAAGAGCCCCUCCCUUCCUCCCGCUAACGCCCAAUCACAAAACAGCCCGCCCACAUGCCUCUCCCCACCCCCCACCUCCAGCCCUCCAAUCAUCUGCCAGAUGUUCCCGGUGAGCAGCCAAUCGGGGAUGAUCUCGGCAUUCAUCCAGGGCCCGAUGCAGGCCUCCAGGACCCCCACGUCCAUCCUGCCCCAGUCUGGCCCUCGAGGGGCCCUCCAGCAGCCCUUCCUCAUGGGCCAGGCUAUGCCCCAGGGCACGGUGAUGCUGGUUCUCCCCCAGUCCCACGUCUCUCAGGCCCCCCACUGCUCCCCACAGACUGUCAUGACCCUGGGCCACACCAAGCUGCUACCUCUGGCCCCCGCCCCGGUCUACGUGCCCGCCGGACCCUGCGGCGCCACCAAGAUGGACUUCUCCCGCCGGAGGAACUAUGUGUGCAACUUCCCCGGCUGCAGGAAGACUUACUUCAAGAGCUCCCACCUCAAGGCACACCUCCGAACACACACAGGUGAGAAGCCCUUCAGUUGCAGUUGGGAGGGCUGCGACAAGAAGUUUGCGCGCUCUGACGAGCUCUCGCGCCACCGGCGGACCCACACGGGCGAGAAGAAGUUUGUGUGCCCCGUGUGCGACCGGCGCUUUAUGCGCAGCGACCACCUGACCAAACAUGCCCGCCGUCACAUGACCACCAAGAAGACACCCUCCUGGCAGGCCGAGGUGCGCUGCCCCAACAAAAUGUCCGCUCCCAAGCCGCUGCCAUCAAACCCUGCCUCACUUUCCCUCAGUAUGCUGGUACCUGCCUUAAACUAGACUGCCCAACACUACCCACUAGUGACUUCUUACCCCAAACCCCCAAACCAUGACAGGGAUAGGGGGGGCAGCCAAGCACACAAGGCUGCCAUUUUACUCAUGGAAAAUGUCUGAAGACAUGCACUGGACUCUUUUUCCUCUACUGCUCAUUUGUACAUUUUUGUUUUGCAAAAGGAAUUGUUUUGUUUACUUUUCAGAUAUUUUACACAAUUGUGUGUAUAGAUGUAUGCACUCUUUUGCCAAAGCCUUUGUAAUGAAGUUUGUCUUAUACAUUUCAACUGUCUUCUUUGUAUGUAUAUUUGUACAUAAUAUCUAUGUGAAUGUAUUGUGUCGUAUCGUAUUCCGAACUACAUUUGUUAAUUUGGGAAAAUUACUUAAUUGUGUAAAACAAUCUUUGUGGAUAGUAGUCUAUUAUACUGUGAUAAUUACUACCGCUUUGACUUUUCAUAUUAUUUAAUACACAUUUGUAAUAAAGAAAAAAAUAUUAA